Messenger RNA from Harmonia axyridis, 2380 nucleotides. RefSeq names its product gephyrin (gene cin). Gene Ontology annotation, cellular component: cytoplasm; postsynaptic specialization; cytosol. Gene Ontology annotation, molecular function: molybdopterin molybdotransferase activity. The transcript is spliced from 10 exons. Bases 361 to 2205 code for a protein of 614 amino acids. Lineage: Eukaryota; Metazoa; Arthropoda; Insecta; Coleoptera; Coccinellidae. The record is from RefSeq and is a predicted model, not a curated record. Gene Ontology annotation, biological process: postsynaptic neurotransmitter receptor diffusion trapping; Mo-molybdopterin cofactor biosynthetic process; establishment of synaptic specificity at neuromuscular junction.
UUAGUGUGGUGUGGAAGGAACCAUUGAAAACUUGGUGAAUACUUGUCCAAUUGGUUGAUGAUGAAUGGCAGGUGGCACAGAAUUGUUAAAACCACGUUAUCGAAUGAAUCACUUUGUAUAAACAGCUCAGCUGACUUAUCUUUUUGCAAAUACUCGAACAAACAUUGGAUGGGCGAAUAGAAACCCAAAACGAUUGAAACGCAAUGUAGUAGUGAAUGUGCUUACAGAGAAUAUAUCGAAAAAAAAACAUUUUACGCCUAUACUAAACGUAUUUUUAUAUCGCGUAUAAUAUAUACUAUCGAGUGUAGUAAAGAGAUAAUUGUGUUUGCAACCUUGAAUUGAAUUUCAAAGAAAAAACAAAUGGAUAAACAUCUGACAUUUGGAAUUUUAACUGUGAGCGAUUCCUGUCAUGACGGCAUCAGUCAAGAUCUCUCAGGCCAGGGUCUAUGUCAAGAGAUCGACAACCACUUCAGACAGGCAAAAAUAAUAUUUCAGGAUGUCAAACCGGACGAUCAGAAGCAAAUCGAGCAGACUCUUCUCUCCUGGUGUCUGCAAGGGUGCAACGUCAUCCUCACCACAGGAGGUACAGGUUGUUCGCCCAGAGACGUCACACCAGAAGCCACGAGAGCUGUCAUCGAGAAGGAGCUACCUGGCAUGUCGCAGUUUAUGCUGAACAAGAGUUUUGCGGUUACGGAGAUGGCGAUGCUUUCCAGGGCUGUCUGCGGGAUCAGAAUGAAGACGUUGAUCAUCAAUUUACCAGGAAGUUCCAAGGGAUCCAAGGAGUGUUUUGGUUUUGUGAUGAAUGCGAUCCCGCAUGCUGUUGCGUUGAUCAAUAAUGACUUGGAGAAUAUCGUCAGGGCACAUAGGCAUAUCCAAGGAGGAGAUGUUGGGGAAUGCAGCGCGCCCAGCAAGGUGAGAAUCGGGGGUGCUGCAGGCAGGGACAGGGAAUCUCCAUACCCCAUGAAGAAGGUAACAGAAGCCCUAGAGAUUAUACUGCGCGAAUGUGGUCGUACUACAGAUUCUGAGUUGAUACGUAUUGAGAACUCAUUGAACAGGGUUCUGGCAGAGGACAUCUACGCCAAAGAUCCGGUUCCUCCUUUUAGAGCUUCCAUGAAAGACGGAUAUGCUGUUAGAGCCAAGGCUGGAUCUGGCCAAAGAAAGGUUCGAGCAUGUGUGGUUGCUGGUGACAAGCCUGAAAAUCAACCUUUGAACUACGACGAAGCAAUCAGAGUAAGCACAGGUGCGCCACUUCCAGAUGGUGCUGAUGCUGUGGUCCAAGUUGAAGAUACUGAAGUCAUGCAAGUUACCGCUGAUGGAAAUGAAGAACUCAAGAUAAACAUAUUGGUAAAGCCUUCUGUUGGUCAGGAUAUCAGAGAAAUUGGAAGUGAUAUUCCUGCCAACUCCAAAGUAUUGGACAAAAUGGAUGUUAUUUCGGCAGGACACGUUGGAGUUUUGGCAACAGUUGGCCACUCGAGAGUUAAAGUUUUCAGACGGAGCUCCAUUGGAGUCUUAUCGACUGGAAAUGAACUAAUACACCAUAACAGCAAUAUAGCACCUGGCCAGAUCCGGGAUAGCAACAAAUUAGCUAUAAUAAAUUUAUUGGAGCAACAUUCCUACGCUGCCUCUGACUGUGGCAUAGCAAAGGACCAUCCUGAUGCAGUGAAAACUGCCCUAUGCAGGGCUUUCUCAAGACAUGAUGUCAUUAUAACAACAGGAGGGGUGUCAAUGGGAGAAUAUGAUUUGAUCAAAAAGGUCUUAGUGGCUGACUUUAGUGCUCUCAUUCACUUUGGUCGAGUUGACAUGAAACCAGGGAAGCCAACCACUUUCGCCACAUUAAACUUUAGAGGCCAAAGAAAAAUUGUUUUCGGUUUACCAGGCAACCCUGUAUCUGCAUGCGUCACUACUCUCUUGUUUGUGAUACCUUUUCUGAAGUAUUCCGAGAGGAGAGAAAAUUAUAUGUUUCCAGUCGUUCAAUCAUCUGUAGUUCCUGUGAUAACAAACAAUGAUGUCAGGCCGUCCUAUCUCAGAGCUCAAGUACGUUUCUCUCAAGGUUCCUUUACAGCCACGACAACAGGAAAUCAGGUUAGCAGCAGGAUCAACAGUUUGGUGAAUGCCAACGCUCUGGUUAUUAUACCACCAAACUACAAGAACUAUACAGCACUAGAAACUUUCUCUACGAUUCUGAUAGGAGAUCUGGUUAAAUGAUACAGUAGUUGUUCAAUCAAAUUUUUUAUUAUUCAUAAAAUAUUUCUCAGAUUACGUAUUUUAUUAGAUGUUAUUUUAACGAUAUUAUAAUGUUUAUUUUCGAAAUAAAGAAAUUACGGCUGUUGUACUCAGCACUUCCUCAUGUGUAAGACCACAGCUGGGAUAUUCAUUUUCA